Uncinocarpus reesii 1704 is the source of this 627-nucleotide messenger RNA. RefSeq lists its product as uncharacterized. Gene Ontology annotation, cellular component: mitochondrial large ribosomal subunit; ribosome. Bases 1 to 627 code for a protein of 208 amino acids. Gene Ontology annotation, biological process: mitochondrial translation. The transcript has 3 exons. The record is from RefSeq and is a predicted model, not a curated record. NCBI's taxonomy places the organism in Eukaryota, Fungi, Ascomycota, Eurotiomycetes, Onygenales, Onygenaceae. Gene Ontology annotation, molecular function: structural constituent of ribosome.
AUGCCGAAACCAGCAAAUUUUGCGAGGCUCCCCUUCAAUUGGUACAAGCCUCCACUCCCAGUCGAGCAACGGAAACAGGUCUACCUGCCAGAAUUUACAAUCACCCUAAUCCGCACUCCCUUCCUCCCCCCGCGAUAUGCCUCCUUCUGGGUUCCCCUCUCCUUCAAUAAGCUAGACUUGAAAGAUUACUUGAAAAGGGUAUACAACGUCGAUGUGAUCAAAGUGCGAAGCUAUGUCGAGCAGCAAAAGGUCACGCGAGAAAGGCCAAUGGGAAAAGAAGGCUAUGGCCCGCUAAGAAGACCAAUGUCAAAGAAGAAGAUGACCGUGGAACUCACGGAGCCAUUUGUGUGGCCGGAGGAACCAACGGAUUAUUCGCCGUGGGAGCGAGAUACCUACUUCGAUGCCAAAAAGUCGCAGGACGAUUUCCAAGAAGCCCACGGCCAUGAUGCCGCCAUGAAAGCUCCAGAGCGCGAGAGAGAAUUGCUGGCUGAGCAGGCAACACGCCUAAAAGCGGGAAAAGAGGCAUGGCAGCCAACGUGGCAGACUUUGGGAUUGAAUUUCGAGAGACCGUUGCUGAAACCGCAUUCAACGAAAUCCUCCCAAUCAUCGUCUCCACCGCAGAAAUGA